Molecule: messenger RNA, 1219 nt
Organism: Thermothielavioides terrestris NRRL 8126
Lineage: Eukaryota; Fungi; Ascomycota; Sordariomycetes; Sordariales; Chaetomiaceae
Exons: 4
Coding region: 196-999 (267 amino acids)
Source: RefSeq, a predicted model, not a curated record
UUGCGUGGCUCGACACCUUCGCACGUCCAAACAGCGGCGCCCCGUGACCUCCAAGUCGCGUUGUUGUCUCCGUCUGUACCAAUACUAAAACAGCUGCCUUAUCGUUUCGGGCCGCUCAUCCAGCGACCGAAGUUGGAAGUCAAAACGCAGAGGACCGCCAGUCUCGUUCUUCACACGCUGAAAGCCUACCCGCGGAUGAUGCUGGACCGCAACUCGUUGCCACCGUUCAUCCACCCGCGGCUGGUAGCCGGUUCUGGUGCGGCGGUCGACGAGAUGGAGCCGCUCCACAACUGCAUCAGUCUGCUGCAUAUGAUGAACAGUCAGGUUCCCGGGAGCCGAAAGUUGUUCUGGAGGAACGUGCGGGCCGAGUGUGAGCGUUUCCUUGGAGAGUACCACGGGUGGAAGAAACAGGGACUGCUUGCGGCCUUGCAGGCUCUCUCCGUUUACCUCAUUCCCAGGUUGGGCGAAGGCGAGACGCAACACAACAACUUCGAUUCUCUCUUGAUUGCCGCCGUGGUGGCAAUAUCCACGCAAUUCAGCCGCGUCGAAGUCGCAUCCGACCCCGAUCCGCUGGCCAGCUGGGAUGAUUGGAUCUUAGAAGAAUCGAAGCGAGGACUGUGCGUGAUAUUCCAGGUCGUGGGUCUGCUGUUCUACUUCGAGCCGGCAGGCAUGUGCAAUGUGCGGCGGGAAACAAAUCUGGUCAUAGCCCCUCUGCCAUCCCGAAAACAGCUCUGGGAAGCACGCGACGAGUUGGCGUGGAGGGCGGAAGUUGAGAGAGACGAGGCCGAGGCUCGGACUGCGUUUGCGCUGGCCGCGAACGGCGAUCUGGUCAAACUUGAAGACCAAGACCAUCUGCAUUGCGUCAGUGACGCGGUGCAAAUCCGCACGCACCGUCCUGUCGAGGGCCCUUUGUGGACCACAACGAAUUGGGACGAGUGGUGUUCAGGAAUGGAUGCACUGGGCGGACUUAUCAUGCUCGCUGCUUCCUUGACGGCGUAGGUUCGUGCAUAAUCCUUCGUCAAUGAAACGACUUCACCGGGCCUUUUCGACUCUCAUCCCAUUCAUAACCCGGGGGCCGGUCAUUCACUCUUGGGGAGAACAGCGCCUGCCCGACCUGCGGCCCGGUCAGGGAGGAGGGCGGAAGCGAGCACUUCCAGGUGUUGCUUACCUGAUGCCACUGAACCGCUGUCCUAGACGGGAGCUGACCCGAGCCGUAAAC